Paramecium sonneborni is the source of this 831-nucleotide messenger RNA. The record is from the annotation of a GenBank genome assembly. NCBI's taxonomy places the organism in Eukaryota, Ciliophora, Oligohymenophorea, Peniculida, Parameciidae.
AUGUAACCGCAAAUUGUUGAUGAUUGUCUUCUUUAAUAGGUAUAAAUUUAACCUAUAACAUAGUUGAGACGCAUCUUUAGUUUUCCAGUCUUAAGUAGAAACAAUUUUCUAUUGAAAAAAUUUGAUUCCUCCACUGGGUAUAUUCGUCUUUCUUGUUUAGCAAAAGAGAAUAGCUUUAGGUAAUUUUUAGAAUAUCCAAAUGGAAUGCAGAAUUUAGUUAAUGUAUAUAAGUUUAACAUCAUUCAAAAUAGAUAUUAAUUCAAUUCAACUAUACCAAUUGGGUUUAUGAUCAAACCUUUAGUGCAGUGUCUCCAAUCUUUACAAAGGAGAGAAAAUAAGUUUAAAUUUUGAUUAAGAAAAAUCAAGUAGAAGAAUUCAAAAAAUUUUUAUAAGAAUUAGAAGUUAAAUAAGAAUGGGAACCAAUGGAAGCUGAAUAUGUUCCAAAUAAAGAUAUGAUUAAAUUAUUCAUUGUUUUUGAAACUUAAGAAGAUGCCUAAUAUGGGUUUAGCAAAAUAUCACAAUCGAAAUCAAUUGUAAAAGAUCUAUAUAAUUAUAUAGUAUGGCAUAUAAAAUGCUAAAAUGGAAGAAGUUGAUUAUUUUGUUAAAUUUUUAAGUAUUGUUACAACUAAACAACUAUAAUUUUAAGAAUAAAGAAUUAAUAACAUGAGAAAUUAUGAUGAAACUCAAAAUUAAUUUCAGAUUCAUUAAUAAUAAUAACCUCAAUAAUCUUAAAAUAUUUAAUAAUAAUAAUAAUAUUAACAAUAAUAUUAACAAUAAUAAUAAUAAUAAUAAUAAUAAUAAUAAUAAUAAUAAUAAUAAUANAUCAUGUGA